This is a messenger RNA of Chaetura pelagica (chimney swift), 1167 nucleotides long. It is a transcript of the gene F2RL3, whose product is annotated as coagulation factor II (thrombin) receptor-like 3. The record is from RefSeq and is a predicted model, not a curated record. The coding region runs from base 1 to 1167 and encodes 388 amino acids. Gene Ontology annotation, molecular function: thrombin-activated receptor activity. Gene Ontology annotation, cellular component: membrane. NCBI's taxonomy places the organism in Eukaryota, Metazoa, Chordata, Aves, Apodiformes, Apodidae. Gene Ontology annotation, biological process: phospholipase C-activating G protein-coupled receptor signaling pathway; blood coagulation; positive regulation of Rho protein signal transduction. The transcript has 2 exons.
AUGGGAACCCUCAGGAACAGGCGGCUGUUCCACGGGCUGGUGCUGUGCUGUGCCUUCUGGGGUCUCUGCCUGGCCUCUUCAGACUACGAUGAUUACUCUCAGGACAGCACCAACGAGCCAGUCACGACCCCAGAGAUCACCCCGUCUCCCCGUGCCAUCCCCGGGGAGAAGGUGACAGUGAAGAACGUCACGUACCUGCUGCUCCACGAGGCCACCCGCUCCCAGCUGCACAGCGCGGUCGCCGUGUGCCUCAUCCCCUGCCUCUACACCCUGGUCCUCCUGGUGGGGCUGCCCGCCAACGGGCUGGCCCUCUGGGUGCUGGCCAGCAGGGCUGAGAAGCUGACCUCCACCGUCUUCCUGAUGAACCUGGCUGCAGCAGACCUGCUGCUCGGCCUGGUGCUGCCCUUCAAGAUCAUCUACUAUUUCCUGGGGAACCACUGGCCCUUCGGGGAAGGGCUGUGCCGGCUCAGCACCGCCCUCUUCUACGGGAACAUGUACUGCUCCGUGCUGCUGCUCACCUGCAUCAGCGUGGACCGCUACCUGGCCGUGGUGCAUCCUUUCUUCUCCCGUUCUUUCCGCACUCCUGCCUUUGCUGCCUGCACCUGCACCACCUGCUGGCUCUGCGCUGCCGUCCUCACCCUGCCCCUCACCCUGCAGCAGCAGUCGUACCCCCUGUACGGAGCAGACCUCACUGUCUGCCACGAUGUUCUCCCCAGGCAGGAGAACGACGGGUAUUACUUCUACUACUUCGUCUGCCUGAUCGCCUGUGCUUUCCUGGCUCCCCUGCUGGUGAUGCUCUUCAGCUACUGCUCCGUCCUGCGAGCCCUCCUGGGCAGUGGGAAGCGCUACUCCUACUCUAUGAAGCUCACAGCUCUCGUGCUCUUCACCCUGGUGGUCUUCUACACACCCAGCAACGUCCUCCUCCUUGUCCACUACUCCAGCUACAGCUCCAAGCUGUAUGGCAGCCUGUACAUCAGCUACAUGCUGAGCUUGGCCAUCAGCACCUUCAACAGCUGCGCCGAUCCCUUUGUCUACUACUACUUUUCUGAAGACUUCAGGGACAGGGUGAGGAGGAAAUUCUUCAGUCACAGGAAACAAAACACCACUUCCCUAAAAACCUCCAAGGAAAUGCUCCCUCAAAAAAGUUCCAGAGACUUACUGGUGUGA